Molecule: messenger RNA, 1163 nt
Organism: Pimephales promelas (fathead minnow)
Lineage: Eukaryota; Metazoa; Chordata; Actinopteri; Cypriniformes; Leuciscidae
Gene: rab31
Product: RAB31, member RAS oncogene family
Molecular function (GO): GTP binding; GTPase activity
Source: RefSeq, a predicted model, not a curated record
GGUUUUUAUGUAAUUAGAAAUUACAAUUUUUGUUAUGAGUCGUUUAGCAGCGCCUCUCUCUUUAAGGCGGGGCUUAUGUCAUCACGUGACGUGAAUGACAGCUUAGCCGAAUUUCUCCAGUGUGUUUCCGUUAGAUCUGGGAGGGUGAUGGUCAGAGUUUAUGUUUUACAGAUGAACAGUCUGCUGUGACCGUGAAUAGAUGAGAGUCGACAGAACAAGACCGGAGACUGUUAGAAUAAUGCUUCAGCUGCCGUAACGUGCUUUACAAUGGCCAUCAGGGAAUUGAAAGUUUGUCUGCUAGGGGACACUGGAGUCGGGAAAUCAAGUAUUGUGUGUCGAUUUGUUCAAGAUCACUUUGACCACAACAUCAGUCCAACAAUAGGUGCAUCAUUUUUAACUAAGACCGUCCCAUGUGGAAAUGAACUUCACAAGUUUCUGAUCUGGGACACCGCAGGGCAGGAACGGUUUCAUUCGUUGGCUCCCAUGUAUUACAGAGGCUCUGCAGCAGCCGUCGUUGUGUAUGACAUCACUAAGCUCGAGUCUUUCCAGACGUUAAAGAAGUGGGUAAAGGAGCUGAAGGAACAUGGGCCGGAGGAUAUUGUUGUGGCCAUAGCAGGAAAUAAGAACGAUCUGGGUGACAUCAGGGAAGUUCCAACUAAAGAGGCGAAAGAUUUUGCAGAGUCAAUUGCUGCCAUAUUUAUGGAGACCAGUGCCAGAAAUGCAGUUAACAUAGAGGAGCUGUUCCAGAAAAUCAGUCGACAGAUCCCUCCGCUGGAGAACACGGACGCUGACAGUCACGACUCCUUCAAACUGACACGACAGCCUCCUCCCUCCACCAAACGCUGCUGUUAGACAUCCGCAAGUCACUGCAAACACCCUAGAGUAGGCUUUUCUGUGGGAUCUGACCCAUGUGGUGACCCAAACAUCAAAUGAGGAUGGCAAACAUGUGCAUUACAGUAGAAAACACAUUAACAGUUGUUUACCAAGUCAUGAUGUGUUCUGGAUAUUGCAGUGAUGCUGAGCAACUUUAGGAGGUGAGUUUUCUAAACUUGAAAUAGUUUUCAUAUCAAGUUUUUUUAAAUGCAAUAUUGUGUCAUUUAAAUGCUGUCUUUCUAGUAGUAGUUAGUGCUGUGUUUACACAAUAAUAAGUGCCUUAGGAAUGC